Messenger RNA from Soboliphyme baturini, 234 nucleotides. The record is from the annotation of a GenBank genome assembly. Lineage: Eukaryota; Metazoa; Nematoda; Enoplea; Dioctophymatida; Soboliphymatidae.
UUGAUUUCAAGCUAUUUAGGCUGUGACGACGAUAAGUUCAGUGACGCUGAAGUCGAAGCGUCCGAAGCUGUCGAAGAGACGGUCUACGUUCCGUCAAAGCAGGAUGUCGUUCUGAUGGUCCGACCCGGCAUGGACUUGUCUAAGGUCGUACUGCCAACGUUCAUUCUGGAACCACGAUCAUUUCUGGAAAAGUUGGCCGAUUACUACUACCACGUGGACUUGCUUGCCGAUUAA